AUGGCUUCGGGCGUCUUCAGCUUAUCGGACCUACAGUGGUCGCUUUCGAAUGCCAAUGGUUCCAUCGUCGUGCCGGGUUCGCUGCCAUCACAAGUACAUCUCGACUUAGAGCGUGCUGGGAUUAUCACUGAGCCUCUUCUUGGGAUCAACGACUUCACUCAACGGUGGAUCGUGACGGACAAUUGGACUUACACUGCGGAUGUCUCACCCUUCCUGAGCACGCAAGGCAAUUCUUCAGAUGGGACACUAUUGGUCUUUUAUGGCAUUGAUACUGUGGCAAACAUCACUCUAGCAGAUCAGCCCGUGGCUUGGGUCAACAACGAGUUCCAGCAAUACGUCUUCAAUGUUACCGACAUUCUGUCAAACGUUGGUGGGAACCCGAAACCCAACCUCACUGUCGCGUUCGAAUCGCCGUAUCUCUAUGGUUUGAACGCCUCGGGGUUUGCUCCUGAUACUGAGACAUUUGGCGAUUUCGAAUAUCCAUGGGCUCGCAUCUGGGUGCGGAAGAUACAGUCAGAUUUCGGAUGGGACUGGGGACCUGCAUUCGUCCCCACGGGGAUACACAAGCCGGCGUACUUCAUCACGCUCGCGGCGGGGGCGAAUUCGGAUGGCUCGACAGCAUCUCCGGCUCUGGUCUCAGAAACCUCCGUCGACAUCUACAAACAAGGCUACGAUGUUGCGACGCAAGGGCCUGCCAAUGAAACUGCACCCUGGGUCAUAGAUGUGAAGCUUGGUGUACAUUCUGCUAUAGACUCAAGCGCUUCCCUCGUCCUGUCCAUUCCCGAACUUGAUCUCACGUCGGACGCAUUGCCCUUGGGUCAGAUACCAUCUUUGAACGAUUCGAUUGCCAGCACGCCUUUCUUCGUUGGCGCCAAUUGGACCAUUGAUGAUGGCGUACCCCAACGAUGGUGGCCACACAAUCUUGGAACACCCAAACUCUACAAUCUAUCUCUUACGCUCAAUCUCGAUGACACGCCUUUGACGUUCAAUUCGACCAUCGGCUUCCGAACAAUCAGGUUGGCACAGACGCAUUAUCCCGACGAGGAGGUUAUCGAACGCGGUAUCACCCCUGGCGAUCAAUGGCACUUCGAAGUCAAUGGUGCUGCCUUCUACGCCAGUGGCACCAACAUCAUACCCUUCGACCCAUUCUAUGCACGCGUGACGGACGAGCAGGUCCGGUGGGUCAUCGAUAGUGCAGUUCAGAGUGGUCAGAAUAUGUUGCGAGUUUGGGGCGGAGGCGCUUACCAGCCAAGCACUACGAAUGCUGCCAUCACUCCAGUAUAUCCGCCGCAUGUGACCGACACAUACUCAUUCUAUGCGUUCUGUGACGAACUGGGUAUCCUCGCCUGGUCGGAGUUCAUCUUCUCGGACGAUUUGUAUCCCAUAGAUGACUGGUUGUUAUCUUCCAUCAAGACAGAAGUUCAGCAGAACGUUCGGCGCGUCAACAAGCACCCAAGCGUAGCGCAAUGGGCGGGCGGUAAUGAAAUCGAGGGCAUCGUGACAACUAUCAAUCAGACGCUAUCCAACGGCACGAUCUACCUGGACGAGUAUGUCACGCUUUUUCAAGAUUUCCUGUGGGAUAUUGCAUAUCAAGAGACAAAGUCUGUCCCGUACACGGACUGUUCAACCACACAUGGCGUCCUCAGCAUCGAUCCACUCGUGAUCAGGUUCAACAAUGCAACACCUGGAGAGAUAUAUGGCAACGGCGAACGUUACAACUACGAUGCAUCUCAAGCUUUCAAUCUCAGCACUUUCCCAGUGACCCGCUUCAUGAACGAGUUUGGCUAUCAUUCCAUGCCGUCCUUCUAUAGCUGGGAGCAAGUACUCCAGUCUCCGGAUGACUUCUCCUUCAACUCAACGGUCGUGAUGUCUCGCGAUCAUCACCCACCCGCCGGCAACCUCUCCUUCCCGAACCCCAAUGCUCCUCAAGGUCAAGCCCAGAUGACGCAAGGUGUUGAGCUCUGGAUGCCAACUCCAGACCUGGACGAUACGAACAGCACCUUCGCCGCCUGGGCAUGGAGCACUCAAGUCUUCCAGGCCAUGACGAUGGAUGCUCAGAUCGCGUGGUAUCGCCGUGGCGCAGGGCUGGGAGUGAACAACCUAGGAUCGUUGGUGUGGCAACUAAACGAUAUCUGGCAAGGCGUGAGCUGGUCGAGCAUCGAAUACGAUGGUCGAUGGAAGGUGCUGCAGUACACCAUGUCGCGCGACUAUCAACCGGUUGUUAUCAACGCGUUCUGGACGCCCGAGAACGAGACGCUGCAACUUCUGGUCACAUCUGAUCGCCUCGAGGAGGUUACCGGCACAGCUGAAUGGACUUGGUACGACUGGUCGGGCGUUGCGCUCUCGUCCUCGUCAACGAACUUCACUACACCGCCACUCAACAAUUCCGUUGUCUUCGAAGGUCAGGGUCUGACGGAGAUCCUACCCUCCGGCGCGAAAGUUGACAAUGCCUGGCUGCUCAUGAACGUCACCGCCGAGGCCAACAAUGGUACAGUGACACACGAGAGCUACUUCACGCCUGCUUCCCUGUCCAACGCAUUCCUCGUCGAUCCGCAGCUUGAACUUGUCCCAAGCGCCGAAGGUAACUUCACCUUCACUUUGUCUGCUACAGGAGGCGUUGCAGCAUGGGCCUGGCUGGAACACCCUGCCAACACUAUCGGUGUCUUUGUCGACGCCAGCGGUGUGCCCUCGAACGCGUUCUUUGUGAUCCCCGGCGUAGAUCGGCAAGUGACGUUCCUGAUGAACGAGGCCCUGUCAAAGAACCUAUCGUCGGCGUCGGAGGACUUUGUUGUCAGGUCGAUGUGGAAUAACACGCACGCUUAG
Molecule: messenger RNA, 2823 nt
Organism: Peniophora sp. CBMAI 1063
Lineage: Eukaryota; Fungi; Basidiomycota; Agaricomycetes; Russulales; Peniophoraceae
Source: the annotation of a GenBank genome assembly